Messenger RNA from Lates calcarifer (barramundi perch), 2391 nucleotides. RefSeq names its product SPARC (osteonectin), cwcv and kazal like domains proteoglycan 2. Bases 54 to 572 code for a protein of 172 amino acids. NCBI's taxonomy places the organism in Eukaryota, Metazoa, Chordata, Actinopteri, Centropomidae. The record is from RefSeq and is a predicted model, not a curated record. Gene Ontology annotation, biological process: establishment of protein localization to extracellular region. The transcript is spliced from 4 exons. Gene Ontology annotation, molecular function: calcium ion binding.
CACAGCGUUGGAUAAGGAGCCUGGUAGCCAGCUGCAAGGACUCCAUCGGCUGGAUGUUCUCGAAGCUGGACACCAACAGUGACCUGUAUCUGGACCAAGCUGAGCUGGCUGCCAUUAACCUGGACAAGUACGAAGUCUGCAUCCGACCCUUCUUCAACUCCUGCGACAGCUACAAAGAUGGGAAGGUCUCGACGGCGGAGUGGUGCCUCUGCUUCUGGAGAGAAAAGCCGCCGUGCCUCGCUGAGCUGGAGAGGAUCCAGGUGCAGGAAGCGGCCAAGAAGAAACCUGGGAUGUACAUUCCCAGCUGCGAUGAGGACGGCUACUACAGGAAAGUGCAGUGUGACCAGAGCCGAGGGGAGUGCUGGUGCGUUGACCAGCAUGGUGGAGAGAUGAUGGGCACCAGAAUCCAUGGCAACCCUGACUGCGAUGAAGUGGCUGGAUAUUCCGGAGAUUUUGGGAGCGGGGUGGGAUGGGAGGAUGAGGAGGAAAAGGAAGCAGAGGACAACGGCGAGGAGGCAGAGGAGGAGGAAGAGGAGGAAGGCGAGGCAGACGACGGAGGGUACAUCUGGUAGAACUGUCUCGACCCCGCGCAGAGAGCCGAGUCACAGCUGCUGGCCUGAAAAUCUACAGGGGAUGGCUCUCUCCUGGCAGCGAAAGAUUUUGGAGUCGGACUGGGGGAGGCAUGGAAUUGUGUAUCAUCCUGGUGGGAUAUGUGGUGCCGGCAGUUCUCAGUGAUGAGAUAACGACCGGUUUUUGUCUUAGAUAGGUGUAAUUGCUUCAUUCUCUUCUCUGUUUUUUAAGCAACAGAGCUUUUUGUUUUGCCGUCCUGAAAAGCAGGACCCACUGACUACUGCGCCAUAGGUAGCUAAAGUCCAUCAGAAUUCCUAUCUUGUCCGACCGCCAUCUAUGCAUAUAGAGAUUACCAGUAAUUUUGUAUUGUGUGAACAAUUGCUUGAGUAUCUAGAGCCGCCGUCCCACUGGAAUGACAAGAGAUCAGAAUUUAAAGGAAUAGUUUGACAUUCUGGGAGAUAGGCCUGUUUGUUUUCUCACUGACCAUUAGGUGAGAAGAUUGAUACCAGUUUCGUCCUAGUACAUUAAAUAUGAUGCUAGAGCUAGACAACACUUAGUUUAGUUUAGCUUAGCUUAGCUUAGCUUAGCUUAGCUUAGCUUAGCCAAGCUUAGCUUAGCAUAAGAACUGUCCUGCCCACCAAAAUGUUUUUUGUAUAUGUCAAAAAACAUAUUAUAUCCUGGUUGUUUAAUCUGUACAGACAUACUCCAGUACAUAACACCCAAUAAUGCAAACAGUUGUUUUUACACUACAUGCUUGAGAUGCUCUGUCUUCACUAUUGUAUAGUAUAAUUUUCAGCCACAGCAGGCAGCUGUUUUCAGGAUAAAACCUCAAAAACCCACUGUACUUUAUCCUCUCAGCCCCAAACAGCACACAGACACAGUUAGCAACUAGCUUGUGAAUAUAGCAGAGUAUGUCUUUCCCCAGGAGUUGGUAGAGACCAAAAACAGAGCAAAAAGGGAGUGAAUAUUGGACUCAUGUCAGGUGGACAGAUACAUGACUCUAAAUCAAAGCUAAUGUUGAAUGAGUAAAUAUUCAACUGCAAUUAUAUGUUGAUGUUGUGCUUUCAAGUUGUUUUCUGCAAAAAUCAAUUAUUACAGGUUUGAGCUAAAUAGGCUAACCAUCUGCUGGUUCUUACUUCGUAUUUACUGUACAGAGAGUGGUGUCAAUCUCCUCCAACUCUCUGCAUUAAAUCAAACAAGCCUAUUUCUCAAAACGUCAAACUGUUAUUUAUAGCAGUUCAGCGCAAUGUGAUAAUGUAUUUCUAAACCGAUUCUGUAUAUAAAUCCAGUGUAAAUUAUCUGUGAAGCAAGCUUAGAAGAUUUCAGGUUACUAUGGUUUCAAGCUACCUUUAUGAUGAAGGUACACCACAGAUCACACCAGUUUUUAAAUUGUACAUGCUUUACAAAUUAAGUGGAUACACACAACUAUACAGGACCUACAUUUCCAGUUGGAUUACUUUUAUUGAAAACCUGUAGAAUGUACUUUAAUGACCAAACUGCACCUACAGUAGAAACCACUAAUCUGUGUCCUCUGCUAAUGCUGAAAUCAUGUCGAAGAAUGUGGCACAACUACGUUUUAUUCUGAGUUUGCAACUUGAAAAUCUGUAUUUUGUGUUUAUGAAAAAAAAUGUGUGCAUUACUUGAAGUUCUGUGUGUAUACUUGAAUUCACAUUGUAAUUUUUUUUCUAUGAGAAUAUUGUUGCCAUGUCUUCAUUCAUGCUAUUAAUAGGCCAGGCAUUUGGUUGUUUUUAGUAUUGCAUGUUAGUAAAUAAGAAUGUAAUUCUAGGCUGAGCACUUUACUAAUAAAGGCACUGGAGCCAA